This is a messenger RNA of Haplochromis burtoni (Burton's mouthbrooder), 4563 nucleotides long. It is a transcript of the gene mfn2, whose product is annotated as mitofusin 2. Bases 426 to 2705 code for a protein of 759 amino acids. Gene Ontology annotation, biological process: mitochondrion localization; mitochondrial fusion. The record is from RefSeq and is a predicted model, not a curated record. Gene Ontology annotation, molecular function: GTPase activity; GTP binding. Lineage: Eukaryota; Metazoa; Chordata; Actinopteri; Cichliformes; Cichlidae. The transcript has 19 exons. Gene Ontology annotation, cellular component: mitochondrial outer membrane.
UAGAGCUGUUUGCCAUUGACACUAAAGAAGAGAGCGGGUCGCGCAGAUAGUAAACGGAAUAGUCGACACAAUGCUGGAACGUAGUGUGCGCUGGGAAACUAUAUAAAGAUCAACCUUUAAAGUAUACUGUUUGACGUCUUUGGGGUUUACUAAAAACCAACGCAGUCAAAGUCAGUGCUUUAAGGUCCUUGGAACACGCGGAGACGCCCCUUGCAGUAGCAGCUAACUUGAGUUAUCAGUAUAACGUACAGGUGUGUGGGGUCGUGGGGAGCUCGGUGACUUGUAGAGUAUUCAGAAGCCUCGGGGGCACAAUGUAAGAGGACUGUUUGUGAAGAACGACUCCAUCCACGCUCUGAUGCUGCUGCCCCAGCAGACGACGGCAAAGAAAAAGUACAGUAAGCUUACCACAACUGACUGACAGUGCCAUGUCUCUGGUAUUUCCACGACUCAGCACCAACCCAUUUCAUAGCAAGAAGGAAAAAAGAAUCAUGGCGGAAGUGAACGCAUCACCGCUUAAACAUUUUGUCACAGCAAAGAAGAAGAUCAACGGGAUCUUUGAGCAGCUGGGGGCUUACAUCAAGGAGAGUGCUUCCUUCCUGGAAGAGGCAUACAAAAGUGAAGAGCUAGACCCGGUUGCCACGGAGGAGCAGGUCCAGGAGGUCCAGGGUUAUCUUGCCAAGGUGACCGGCAUUGGAGAAGUUCUAGCCCGCCGCCAUAUGAAGGUGGUUUUCUUUGGAAGGACCAGUAAUGGGAAGAGCUCAGUAAUCAAUGCCAUGCUGUGUGACAAGGUUCUGCCAUCUGGGAUAGGACACACUACCAACUGCUUUCUGAGGGUGGAGGGCACAGAUGGGAAUGAGGCCUUCAUCCUCACUGGAGGCUCUGAGGAGAGGAAGAACAUAAAGACAGUGAACCAGCUGGCCCAUGCUCUCCACCAGGAUGAAGAUCUGGAUGCUGGCAGCCUUGUUUGUGUCAUGUGGCCUAAGGCCAAGUGUGCUCUGCUCAGGGAUGAUCUAGUGCUGGUGGACAGCCCAGGGAUUGAUGUUACCACAGAGCUCGACAGCUGGAUCGACAAGUUCUGUCUGGAUGCUGAUGUGUUUGUUCUUGUGGCAAACUCUGAAUCCACGCUGAUGCAAACGGAGAAGUCCUUCUUUCACAAGGUCAAUGAGCGACUUUCCAGUCCCAACAUUUUUAUCCUCAACAACCGCUGGGAUGCUUCUGCCUCAGAACCUGAAUAUAUGGAGGAGGUCCGUAGGCAGCAUAUGGACCGUUGCACUAAUUUUCUGGUGGAUGAAUUGGGUGUAGUGGACCGAGCCCAGGCUGGUGACCGUAUAUUCUUCGUUUCUGCCAAGGAAGUACUUCAGGCUCGUGUGCAAAAGGCUCAAGGAAUGCCUGAAGCAGGUGGCGCUCUUGCUGAAGGAUUUCAGGCCAGAAUGUUUGAGUUCCAGAACUUUGAACGGCGUUUCGAGGAGUGUAUAUCACAGUCUGCAGUGAAGACCAAAUUUGAGCAGCAUACAGUGAGGGCCAAGCAGAUCUCUGAAGCCCUGCGUCACAUUAUGGAUUCGGUAUACAUUGCUGCACAGGAGCAGAGAGUCUAUUGUUUGGAGACCAAAGAGGACCGUCAGGACCGAUUAGAGUUCAUCGACAAGCAGUUGGAUCUACUGACCAUGGACUGCAAGUCCAAGAUCAAGAAGAUUACUGAGGAGGUGGAGAGACAGGUUUCUAAUGCCAUGGCAGAGGAAAUCAGGAAGCUCCAUGUGCUGGUGGACGACUUCCAUAUGGACUUCCAUCCAUCACCAGUGGUGCUCAAGGUCUACAAAAAUGAACUCCAUCGGCACAUAGAGGAGGGCCUGGGCAAGAACAUGUCGGAGAGGUGCUCCACCUCCAUCAGCAGUGCACUGCAGACCACACAGAAUGACAUGAUUGAGGGUCUGAAGCCUUUGCUGCCCAGUGCCGUGAGAGAGCAGGUUGACAAGCUGGUGCCUCGAAGUCAGUGCUUCAGCCUCAGUUAUGACCUCGCCUGUGACAAGCUUUGCAGUGACUUUCAAGAAGAUAUCAGCUUCCACUUCUCUCUGGGCUGGACCAUGCUGGUCAACCGCUUCCUUGGACCCAAGAAUACCCGACGCGUUCUCAUGGGCUACAAUGACCAGGUUCCUCGCCCAAUGGCCUUGACACCGGUCAGCACCAGCAUGCCUCCAUUUCCACAAAGCGCCAUGACCCAGGAGGAGCUGAUGGUCUCUAUGGUGACCGGUCUUGCUUCCCUCACCUCCCGUACUUCCAUGGGUGUUCUUGUCAUUGGUGGAGUGAUCUGGAAAGCAGUGGGCUGGCGUCUCAUCGCUUUGUCACUGGGCCUUUAUGGGCUCCUCUACAUCUAUGAGCGGCUCACCUGGACCACCAAGGCCAAAGAAAGAGCCUUUAAGAGGCAGUUUGUGGAUUACGCCAGUGAGAAGCUACAGCUCAUUGUCAGUUACACUGGAUCCAACUGCAGCCACCAAGUCCAGCAGGAAUUGGCUGGGGUAUUUGCUCAGCUCUGCCAGCAGGUAGACAUCACCCGUCAAAAUCUUGAAGAUGACAUCACUGACAUGAACAGCAAGAUCGAGCUGCUGGACAGCCUCCAGAGCAAGGCUAAGCUGCUACGGAAUAAAGCGGGCUGGCUGGACAGUGAGCUCAACAUGUUCACCCAGCAGUAUCUUCAUCACAGCAAGUAAAACCAGGUGGAACAUCCUCAGAGGGAAAGAGUGGCACCGGAGCAACGUUUUGUACAUCUGUUAAUGGUCCCUCACAGGUGUAUUUGAAGUCACUGAGAGAAAUACUAACAUUACUUUUAACAGAAGGCGUGGUUUGGAUAUCUGACAUAAGUUGAAGGAGCUGCUAAUUAGUUGUCAUGUAGUUGUGUAGACGUGAUGCCAGGAUCAGUCUGUUGAGCUUGUCCGUGUUCAGUUGUGGUAAUGUGCAAAUGAACAUGAACUGGCCAUCUGUUGAUGGCUCAUCAGCACUGAUAGGUCACACCCACCACCUUCUGUCAAAAACUCUGUCACGCUGUCCUUUAAUGGAAUUCUGCUUAACCUGGUACUUUCCGCCUGUAUAGAUGUGAUUUUGUGUAUACAUGCGAACACUGGACAAAUACAGAAGUAAGACACUCCACCAGUGAAUGGGAAAGUGUGUGUGUGUGUGUGUGUGUGUAGUCAUGGUAGUCCAUGAUAUUCCAUUGCGUCAUGAUGACACAGACAUUUGAUGUGCAUUUCCUUUAUUAUUGCUACUGAUAAGACACCCCACAUCCGAAUGACUAAAAACAUCAGAAAUUGCUUUGCAGUUAAAUAAUAGGAGAUUUUAUAUAACCUUUUAUUCUUUUUCUUGUGACGUUGUCAGAUUAAGCCACUCUUGCUGUUGCAGAUGUAAGGCUUUACUUUGAUAUGUCCCACCUGCUUACACAUUGUUAUAGAUAAACCACACACACUCGAGUGAGACAGCAUUUCCACCAUAACAACGAACGUCUGAGGAAAGACAAAAGGAUGUUGACCCAGCCUCCAGAGUUUAAUCGGAGCAAGCUCAGUCUUACCUUAAAGGAUCUGGGGCCAGACAUUAGUGAACACUGCCCCCCAGAAGUCUGGUCCAUGUCUUGAUAUGUCAGAACACUUUGAUUGUUAUUAUUUAUUUAUUUAUUUUUAGUCUCUUUAAAACAGCUGGUCAUUGUUGCUCCGACUUGUAAAAUGACAGAGGACAGCUGCACAGUUGGGCCUUUGUUUAUCAGUAGCAGUGAAUAAUAAGAUACAGCAGGUUUUGGAUAUUCACAGAGUACUUGUUAAGAGCAAACAUUCACUGUUUGUUUGUUUUCUGAUGCUCUCUGAUUAGAAGAACAUUUAUAAACUUUUAGAAAUGGUUUGCUUCACCUGCACCAUUUAGCAGAAUUGCAGAAAAAAAAGACUAGAGCCACACAGUUGAGCUUAGACUAGCUAAAGUAAAGAACAUGCAACUUUAUUAGAUUUUUAUUUAUUAGAUUUUUUUUUGAGCUGAUUUCUAGUCCCAGCUUCUCACGGACAUCACAACAUCUUUGUGUUUGGUGUUUGGCUCUUCCUUUAACAAAGCCAAUUUGAAAGUUUAGCACUGUGCAGUAUGUGUGGAGUAACAUUUUUCACUUCCAUUAAAUGUUGUGCUUUCAGAAGUGUGAGCAGAAUGAAAUUAUCAUUUUGAACUAGAAGCAGUGACAAAGAAGAAACAUCACAGUAGAUGUGAUUUAAUUGUCCACGGUUGUAUACUGUUUGUGUUGCCAAAUGAUGCUGCUGUAAUAACCCUGUUUUGUUUGGGGUUUUUUUUGUUUGUUUGUUUGUUUGUUUGUUUUUGGGGGGGGGUUGUUUGUUUUUUAGGGCAAAUAUAUGCUUUUCAUCCAUUUGCUCUGUUUCUUUUGUUUUGCCCUAAAGCAAGUGUACACCAACAGAACAGUUUUCUGCCUUUGGGACAUUGACAGUACCUGCAUGCAGCCUUUACAUGCAACUAGUGUAAUUUCUUGCCCUAUUAAAAUGUGUAUGUAUGUGUAAAAGUAAAUAAAGAGAAAUUAUCAACUAUAAA